CUAACCCUCUUUCCUUUUCCACUCGCCGCUCAAAUCCUCUUACUUCGAUCUUCACUCCUCGGUACAAAAAAACGCCUUUCCUCCCCGCUCGCAUUUCAAAGCACACUCUUCAAGUCACCGCAUGAACCCCCCACUCCCAUUCAAAAGCAAAAAACGCACCCGCUGCGACACCCCAACCUGGUCCGCCCUUGCCAACCCCGCCAUCGCCGACCUCCUCAUCGCCGAAUCCUCCACCUCACUCCCCCACACCCGUGAUGCCCCACCCGCACAUAUCGGCCUCCGACGGACCGUCUCAGCCCCGCCGGCACUUAUUGAGCCAACACGGAGGGAUACGGCGAAGACGGUGUUGCAGGCGUUGGUGGAGAUUAGGGGAUGGGUGCCGGUGAAUGUGCCGCCGUUGGUGUUGGUUAGCCAGGUGUAUGCGAGUGUGGGCGAUAAGGAUGUGGAUCGCGAUAUUGCCCAACUAUGCCGUGUCGGCACUCUCCGCAAAUUCCAAGUCGGCACCGGCGGCGAAACGUGCCUGAUGCUGAUGUGCGACUACGCCGAUAUCAUCAAAGACUUGAGUGGGCAGCAUAAACGCCGGUUUCGGGACGGUGGCGGUGGUACUACUCGCGACUGCGGCGAUGGAACGAGCGAGGAAUCACCCUCCCCGUCCAAACGACCCAACACGGGCGCCACACCACCACCACCACCCAGCACAUCCCGAACCCCCGGGGCCACACCCCCACCACCUCAACCUCAAUCCACAACGCCCUCACCAUCGGACUCGGCAAACUCCACCAUCCGCCCAACCCUCUUCGACCUCUUCCUCUCCCACCUCUCCAUGCCCUCAACCCCCCUGUUCCUCACUACCGCCUCCCUCACCACCUCCCUUUCCUGCACCCCAGCCGAACUCCGCCUCCUCUUCUCCUCGGGCCUCCUAACCCUCAAAGACGUUGACACAUACUGGGUAUCCGUGCCCAACGCCGGGCGGUACUGGGCGGACUUGUGUCGGGGACGGAAGGAGCUGUGCAGGGUUAUUGGGAGGGCUGGCGCGGGGAAAGGGCAAAAGGCGGGGGUUAGGAGGAGCGAGGUGGAGAAGAGGGAGUUGAGGGGGUGUGGGUUGCCCGUGCGGGCGGUGGUGGGGGAUUUGGUGGGGAGGGGGGUGCUGGAGAGCAUCGAGACGCCGUUGGGCACGCAUCUUCGGCUUACGGGGAAGACGAGCAAGGAUAACUUCCAAUGGUCUUGAACGAAUGCGUUCUCGCCCCGGAGUAACCCUCACCCCGCUCCGAGACUCCAGCCUCCUACCUGCCCCAGAUGCGCGAACGGAGGCGGGAUGCAGGGGAGGGCGCUUUGUCAGGGACGUGAUCAGACAUCACACAGCAAACGACACGCACCUCCCCGUCUUCAGUGCACAUCACGCAUACCUCAACUAUGAAGGAGUGGGUAUCGCUGGUCAACUGGGAAACACGGAUAUGGGAUAUGGAUAUGGACGUUGCCCUGCCCCCGCCUAGUGCACAUACAACUAGGACCUUCUUACGAGCGAGACCACGCCGCUCCCCCCGGCCACGCGGCCUACGCUCAUAGAACGGGAUAAGUCAAUGCGAAGCAUAUAGAGUGCCGUUUGAAGAAUGUACAGUAUGUAAGGCCGCCAUGUAGAAGGUUACGCCGUUAGAUGGCCGCGGAU
This is a messenger RNA of Fimicolochytrium jonesii, 1666 nucleotides long. Its product is annotated as serine-threonine protein kinase 19-domain-containing protein. Bases 122 to 1228 code for a protein of 368 amino acids. Gene Ontology annotation, biological process: protein phosphorylation. Gene Ontology annotation, molecular function: protein serine/threonine kinase activity. The record is from RefSeq and is a predicted model, not a curated record. Lineage: Eukaryota; Fungi; Chytridiomycota; Chytridiomycetes; Spizellomycetales; Powellomycetaceae. The transcript is spliced from 3 exons.